Messenger RNA from Urocitellus parryii (Arctic ground squirrel), 2220 nucleotides. RefSeq names its product zinc finger CCCH-type containing 10 (gene Zc3h10). Lineage: Eukaryota; Metazoa; Chordata; Mammalia; Rodentia; Sciuridae. The record is from RefSeq and is a predicted model, not a curated record. Gene Ontology annotation, biological process: regulation of RNA splicing. Gene Ontology annotation, molecular function: metal ion binding; RNA binding.
UUCACCUGGUCCUCUGCUGAGUGAGCGCAGCGCUACAUGGAACCUACCAAGCUAGAAGACUUGCUGCGGGGAAACUCCUAGACUUUUCGCAAACUCUAGGGUGCUUGGAAGCGUCAUAAUCACCGCCCCCAAGUCUAAUCUGCCUUCCCGCUGCACUAACCCAGCAGUGAUGUGGAGGUGGAGACCCACAGGAGCCCCGGACUUCACCUGAGCUACCUCAGCAGUCACCAAGAGUGGCAAGAGAAGGAGGAAGGCCCUGAGUUGGAGGGGGCCAGAAUGCCUGACCGGGACAGCUAUGCCAAUGGUACCGGCAGCAGCGGUGGAGGCCCUGGAGGUGGUAGCAGUGAGGAGGCCACUGGAGCAGCAGCAGGCACUGGUGGGGCCAGCUCAGAUGCCAUCUGUAGAGACUUCCUGAGGAAUGUGUGCAAGAGAGGAAAGCGUUGUCGAUAUCGCCACCCAGACAUGAGUGAGGUAUCCAACUUAGGGGUAAGCAAAAAUGAAUUCAUCUUCUGCCAUGACUUCCAGAACAAAGAGUGUAGCCGCCCAAACUGCCGUUUCAUUCAUGGUUCCAAGGAGGAUGAGGAUGGCUAUAAGAAGACGGGAGAGCUUCCACCUCGGCUGAGGCAGAAAGUAGCUGCUGGCCUGGGGCUUUCACCGGCUGACCUACCAAAUGGCAAGGAGGAGGUUCCUAUCUGCCGUGACUUUCUCAAGGGUGACUGUCAGAGAGGAGCCAAGUGCAAGUUCCGUCAUCUGCAAAGGGAUUUUGAGUUUGAUGCUCGGGGUGGGGGAGGUACCGGUGGUGGAGGCUCAACAGGCUCAGUGCCCCCAGGACGACGCCAUGAUCUCUAUGAUAUCUAUGACCUACCUGACAGGGGCUUUGAGGACCAUGAGCCAGGGCCCAAGCGCCGGAGAGGUGGAUGCUGCCCUCCUGAUGGCCCCCAUUUUGAAUCAUAUGAAUAUAGUUUGGCUCCACCCCGAGGAGUAGAAUGCAGACUGCUAGAGGAGGAGAAUGCUAUGCUCAGGAAGCGUGUAGAAGAGCUAAAGAAGCAGGUCAGCAACCUGUUGGCUACUAAUGAGGUACUUCUGGAACAAAAUGCCCAGUUCCGCAAUCAGGCCAAGGUCAUGACCCUGAGUUCUACUGCACCAGCAACUGAGCAAACUCUGGCCCCCACUGUGGGCACUGUUGCCACUUUUAAUCAUGGCAUUGCCCAGACUCACACUACUCUCAGCAGCCAGGCUCUACAGCCUCGUCCUGUGUCCCAGCAAGAACUGGUGGCCCCCACUGGAGCUCCAGCUGCUCCCCCAACUAAUGCUGCACCUCCUGCUGCUCCACCACCCCCACCCCCACAUUUGAACCCAGAGAUCACACCACUGUCAGCUGCUCUGGCUCAAACAAUCGCCCAGGGAAUGGCACCACCACCUGUCUCCAUGGCUCCUGUGGCUGUAUCUGUGGCUCCUGUAGCUCCUGUGGCUGUAUCGAUGGCCCAACCCUUGGCAGGAAUCACAAUGAGCCACACUACCACUCCCAUGGUGACUUACCCCAUUGCUUCCCAGAGCAUGCGCAUCACAGCCAUGCCACAUUGAUGGGGCUAAUGGAUACUCCCCUGGUAUAGCCUCUCAGGGCUGGGUUUGAGGGGUCCUUACCUACCCCCCAAGCCCUCCCAGGCCCUGUCUGAAGGGCUCACUCAAGGACUAGGACAAGAGACUAUAAGGAGUAUGCUUCUGAGGAGCAUUUCCUGAGGUGGGGUUGGGUUGGUGUGUUCCAUCACCACCCUUUUAAAGGGGGUCUUCUUGUCCUUUAUUCAGGCCUCAAUCAAGUCGGGGCUUUCAUAGGAAUGCAGACUGAAACCAGUGAGAGGAAGGACUGACUAAGGGGAUAUGUCCUCUUACGGAAGUUGGGGACAUCCUUGAUUUUGUCCUCUUGUGAACAGCACAGGUCCUAGCACUGGUUUUGGAAGAAAAAAAAUCCCUACACAGAGGGAGAGCCAGGAAAGAAUUGGGAAGUGGGUGGCCAGGAGAGAAGGCCUCAUAGGAGACGAUUUGGGGCCCGGUUGGGUUAGAUAAUACAGGAACUACUGCUGGGCCCCUGAAAAGAUCGGGACCAUAGUAUUCCAGCUCAAAGACUAGGGGAGCCUUCAUAUAACCUAGCUUGGCCUGGAAAUCUGUAGGGCAGGGCCCACUACUUUCCAAAGAAAUAAAAGAGCAAUUAUUUUUAACAAA